AUGUUACAAGGUGCUCAAUCUGUUUAUAUCACUACUAAUUUGUGGUCAUCAUGCAAUGAUGAACCAUAUAUUGGUAUUACAGCUGGAUGGUUAAAUCCUAUCGAUUGGACCCUUAAAGAAGCUCUAUUAGCUUGUGAAAAAAUUAAUGGAAAACACACUGAUAAUGGUCCUAAUAUUGUAAAAGCCAUUUAA
Molecule: messenger RNA, 192 nt
Organism: Funneliformis geosporum
Lineage: Eukaryota; Fungi; Glomeromycota; Glomeromycetes; Glomerales; Glomeraceae
Source: the annotation of a GenBank genome assembly